CUUCGCUGUGGUAUGGUUGUCAUUUCGUCCGUCUAUCGUAUAACCUGAUAGAUGAAUGAAGAAUAAUUAACAUCACUGCAGCGAAGUCAACGCGUCUUUAACUACUUCGAAAACGACGUUCAACUAAACGUUAACGACCGAUUAAAUUGUUGCCGUUUCGCACUCAGCCACAACACCGCCAUGAUCGAUGUUGGAAACAAAGAUGGCGGAAUAAUACGGUGAUCGUAACCGAACGCGUUCAGUAGUUAUGUGCGGUGGUGGGCGGAGGCUGCAGCAGUGUCGCGGCGCCUGAGCGAGGGGGAGCGUGAUGGCUGUGCGGCCGGGGUGAUGCCGCCGCGGCCAGCGGCCGGCCGCGCGGCUAUGGCGGCAGAAGAACAACGCCCGCCACUAGCUCUGUUUACCGCCGUCUACGACUACAUAGCGCAGGGGGAGGAUGAGCUGUCUCUGCGUCGCGGGGAGAUCGUCGAGGUGCUGUCCAAGGACGCGACCAUCUCGGGCGACGAGGGCUGGUGGACGGGCAAGAUUGGCGACCGGGUGGGCAUCUUCCCCGCGGUUUACGUGACGGAGGAGGACCCACUGGCGGUGUCGUCAGUGAUCGGCGACGUGGAUCCGCCGCGCGUCUCCUUCUCGGAGCUGAAGCUCGAGGAGGUGAUCGGCGUGGGCGGCUUCGGCAAGGUGUACCGCGGCUACUGGAACCAGGAGGUCGUGGCAGUAAAGGCGGCACGCCAGGACGCCAACGAAGACAUCGAAGUGAUCAAAGAGAGUGUGCUGCAGGAAGCAAAACUAUUUUGGAUGUUGCAACAUGAAAAUAUAGUGUCAUUGAAAGGUGUUUGUUUGGAGGAGCCAAAUUUGUGUUUGGUGAUGGAAUACGCGCGCGGUGGUCCACUGAACAGAGUAUUGUCGGGUCGCAAGAUCCGACCCGGCAUCCUGGUGGACUGGGCGAUACAGGUGGCCCGCGGUAUGGCCUACCUGCAUGUUGAUGCACCCAUCUCUCUCAUACAUCGAGACCUCAAGAGCUCCAACGUGUUGCUGAGCGAGGCUAUCGUGGCAGACGACACGCUGGAGGACAAGACGCUAAAAAUAACAGACUUUGGACUCGCUCGCGAAGUCUACAAGACCACGAGAAUGUCGGCGGCGGGAACCUACGCUUGGAUGCCACCCGAGGUGAUAAAGAACUCGACAUUUUCGCACGCGUCUGACGUAUGGUCUUAUGGCGUGCUGCUCUGGGAACUGUUGACGGGAGAGACGCCCUACAAGGGCAUCGACGCGCUGGCGGUUGCUUACGGCGUCGCCGUCAACAAGCUCACCCUGCCAAUACCCAGCACCUGCCCGGAGCCCUGGAGGGUACUAAUGGAAGCAUGUUGGCACUCGAACCCCCGCGAAAGGCCGCUGUUCCCGGAGAUCCUGGAGCAGCUGGAGCACAUCCGGCAGUCGGAGUUCACGCGCGCGCCGCACGAGUCCUUCCACACCAUGCAGGAUGGCUGGCGGCUGGAGAUAGAGGAGGUGCUCCGCGACUUGCGCAGGAAGGAGAAGGAGCUGCGAUGUCGUGAGGAGGAACUGACCCGUGCUCAGCUGCAGCAGCGGCUCCUGGAACAGAACCUGGCGCAGAAGGAGCGCGAGCUGGAGAUGCGGGAGAUCAACCUGGCGGCUCGCGAGCUGCAUAUACUCAUCUUUGCCAGCAACAUGUCUCACACGCAGCCACCACAGCCCAACAAGCGUAAGGGCAAAUUCAGUAAGAUAAAGCUGCUGAAGAAGGACACGAUCUCCUCGCCGUUGGAUUUCCGGCACACGCUGACUGUGCGACCCUCAGAGGAUGAGAGCAGCAAGCAGCUGGUCGCAGUCGCCAAGGACACGCCGCCCGGCUCGCCCGCCAUCGUGCGCGCCAUCGCUUUACCGGCAGACGGCGUGAAGGGCAAGACGUGGGGUCCCUCUACCGGGCACCAGCGGGCGCGCGCCCACCUGCCCCUACCCGCCCUGCGCCCACGCGCCCAGCGCCCCAGCUGCUCCGCCCCCCAUCUGCCGCCGCACGCCCCCCACGCCCACCUCGCGCCCCCCGCGCCCCCUGCGCGCCGCACGCACCCAGACUUCAGUCCUGACGACUGGGGCCCAGAGUUUCCUUUAAGCACAUCUUCCAGAUAUACAAUACCGAUGCCAACGCUAUAUAGCACUGAAGGCUACAAAUACAAGAAGCCGAGUAUAAUAGAACUAGUGCUUUACAACAUGGCGGCGCUGCUCGGAGGUGUCGCCGCCGGGUAUGAUGUGCGCGUCUCCAACGUCAGCCCGCUACAUCCCACACUGCAGCCGCACAGGGCGGAAAUAGAACCUGAACCGUUGGCUUCAUCGCUGUACGAAGGCUACGGGUUCGCCCACAACACAUACCACGGCCCCACGCGGCACCUGCGAGCACCGCUCAAUGCCAUCACCGGGUCUCCUUUAUCUAGUCUACAAGUGGAGGAGCAGAAGCCGCUGCGCUUCACAGACUCCCCCACGCACUACGCGCACGCCUCCUCCUCCUCCGGCUGCGGGCUCUCGGCACCUCCGCUCUCCGGCACCUCCGGCCUCGGCACCGCGUACACGGGAACCUCGGGCCUCGGCACCGCCUACACCGGCACCUCGGGCCUCGGCACCGCCUACACCGGCACCCAGCCGCCCACGCCCUCGCCCCGGAGGACCUCCUCCUCCACCUCCGACCACAUCGCUGACCUCUACCACAACUAUAGAGAAAAUUUUCAACCUUCCCCCUCGCACGAUCGAAUGCAGGACUACUACUACAGAACUGAACCAUACUCCUACGAGAGAACGGCAGAUUACGUCGUGAAACAUCCUUACUACGGCUACGACGAGUGCUCCUUCGAGUACCGAGAGCCGACACCCGACUACAGACCCUCGGCCCCCUUCCUCUCGCACAGGAGGACGCCCUCCAACUCCUCCGCUACAAACUCUCACGCGGAGGAGUUCUCCCCCUCCCGGCAGCUGCGGAUGGAGAAGUACCAGAAGGACAGACGAGAGGAAUACAGACCUCCCAAAACCGAGUAUCCGAGGAAAUCCAGCGAUUACUCGCUACCCAGGGACUACUAUAGACAAGAAUCUCAGGAGAGAACGGAACCGGAGCGGCCGGGGAACCUGGGCCUGGAGCUGGCACCGACUAAACUGAGAUCCAGUUUGAAGAAGUACAAGAAGUCCAGCGCGUCGGGGGGCAGUUCCGGGGGGGGCACGCCCACCAACCCCACGCCCCCCGACAGCCUCACCAGCGAGACUGACAGCUCGUACGUCUCCGCCCGAGACGCCUCCAGCGGCUCGCAGUCCCGCGUGCGCUUCAGCCCGGAGACCAUGGAGGGUGUCCUCGAGCGCCGCCCGUCGCGCAACUCGUAGCGAAGGCUGAAGAAGUUCGACGACUACCUCGUCUGAUGGACCUCCACCGGGAGCUGAUGGUAGUGCGUGGAACCGAGUCACAAGGAACUGAAUGUUGGCACCUGACAGCCAGACUAGUGAUGGACGAAUUUAGUUACUGAGUGUUACAGUGUUGUGUUGAAGCUCUGUGAUGUUUGCACCUAUGUUCUUUAACAGGUAUUUUAUCUGACCAGUGUUUCUUAACAUGGCAACAUAAGAUUCAAAUGCUCUAGUAAUUCUGUUCUGCGAAAAAAAUCCUUC
Messenger RNA from Papilio machaon (common yellow swallowtail), 3651 nucleotides. It is a transcript of the gene slpr, whose product is annotated as mitogen-activated protein kinase kinase kinase 11. The transcript is spliced from 11 exons. Bases 328 to 3372 code for a protein of 1014 amino acids. Gene Ontology annotation, molecular function: JUN kinase kinase kinase activity; protein binding; ATP binding. Gene Ontology annotation, biological process: protein phosphorylation. Lineage: Eukaryota; Metazoa; Arthropoda; Insecta; Lepidoptera; Papilionidae. The record is from RefSeq and is a predicted model, not a curated record.